CCGUUGGGUGCGAUGUCGCCGCGUUUUCUGAGUCCUGGGGGCCGAGGGAUGUGCGUCAAAGCCCAAAGGGGCACUCUGCGCUUCCCAUCCUCUGGGUAUUUAGGCCACGCGGUCUAGGUCGUUAUUGUCUUGCCAUCCAUCCGUGCGACCACCGUACGGAACUAGGGGAUCUGUCGAAUCUCGCUGUUGUUUCCCCCAGCCCGCUCCUCGCACCUCUCGUUGCCGUCGCGACCAGGGGAUGAAGUAUGCUCCAUAUUCUGCCCAUAUGCCUGGCGUCAUCUUCCAGACAAACAGCUAUAUUUUCAGGCUUACCCAACUCCUCGGCUGAGUUAACAGACGAUUCCGUGAAUUUUCAGCAAAUAUAUCCUGCACCCACUACAGUGACGCAGUACGCUGCACUCCAGGAAGGUAGCGGACGGCAUGACUGUAUCCCUCUGCAUCUUUCACUACGGAGGGUAGCUUUCGUCUCUCUGGGUCGUCAAGACAGCCAGCCGGUGGAGAUUAUCAUUGAGGAAUCUGAACUGUCACAACGUAGCGUAGGUCACACCGAUUCCAAACCUCGAUGCUCCAACGGACACCGCAACACGCCUGCUGGCGACAAAAAGUCGGUUACAAUCGCACAGGCUCAUCUUCGAGCCUCCCACUCCAGCAAUAACCCGAUCCGGGUUCAAAAAGGUGCCAGUCAGCGAAGUACCCACCGUACGCACCCGUAUUCUACUGCCCAAGCGGCCACGAAGACCACAGAACCGGAUCCAUGUAGUAUCUCAAAAUCCUAUUCUCUCGAGAUAGUACAACACCCGGUAAAAACAGCUGAAUUCGGAGAUGCAACUCUUAGCCGUCUACCGUUGGCACCACCCCUGAUAGCCCGACUUGUGGUGUCGGACAAUCCAGAGGCGGAAAUAGUCGAUGAUCCGGACCUUCAAUUCCUCGUGGCACAGGUUUCGAUCCACCCUGGUCAAGGUAUUCCACCAGUAGUGGCCCCGCCGGAGCAAACAAGCCAGGCAAAUACUCCACGCUUACUUUACGGAAAUCUCGUCUCCUCGCCGCACACACUGCUCAAUCUCCAAGGGCGACAAGGGGUAUAUUUUCUGUUCCCAGAUGUUAGUGUGCGCAGACGGGGUCAAUACCAGCUUUGCGUUACCUUACUCAGACUGCCGAGGCUGGAUCUGCCUGAGUUCAUGAGCGGCCACAGCGCCGGCGCGGCUCUCGCUCAGGCCCGGUCUUUACCAUUUGACGUACUCCCGCGGGAAGGCUACACUGCGCCUGGCAUACACUCAUGCAUGCUCCGGAAGUGUUCAUUGUCACCAAGCUCAAACCCGUUGACACAAUAUUUUCUGCAACAGGGAGCCCGCAUGUACGCCUUCUCGACACCCCCUCCGUCUUCCUCUUACAGGGGCUAGACAUCCGUGGCAAACGGCUAUCCAAAUUUCAUUCUUGCGGUACGUACGAUCUGCAACGAUUGCAACGGUAUGCUCAUGUAGUAGGUGCUCUCCUCCGGAACACUACAGCUGCUCAGCAUAUAGAUGAGGAUGCGGUCCAUUCAUUUCAACCCUUUCACGCGUUCGUUGACCAUCCUGUGUACCAUAUUCAGAUAUUCGUUCUUCUCCGAUUCUUGAUCGCUGCGCACCCCACGGUCCAUU
Molecule: messenger RNA, 1640 nt
Organism: Fomitopsis serialis
Lineage: Eukaryota; Fungi; Basidiomycota; Agaricomycetes; Polyporales; Fomitopsidaceae
Product: velvet factor-domain-containing protein
Exons: 6
Coding region: 246-1400 (384 amino acids)
Source: RefSeq, a predicted model, not a curated record